Penaeus indicus is the source of this 6259-nucleotide messenger RNA. Its product is annotated as tetratricopeptide repeat protein 17-like. Gene Ontology annotation, biological process: actin filament polymerization. Gene Ontology annotation, molecular function: protein binding. Bases 126 to 3332 code for a protein of 1068 amino acids. Gene Ontology annotation, cellular component: cytoplasm; actin cytoskeleton. NCBI's taxonomy places the organism in Eukaryota, Metazoa, Arthropoda, Malacostraca, Decapoda, Penaeidae. The transcript has 20 exons. The record is from RefSeq and is a predicted model, not a curated record.
UGGAGCAGGAGAGGUUCAGCGUCCGGAUCCGUUGCUUAUUUCUGGCCGUUUAUACCUUACUUAUUAUCAAGGCUUAUUGCACCACACACUGGGUUGUGACCGAAGAUGGCAAAAUACAGGCUCAAAUGGACUCGAUCUUCCAGCUGCGACGUCCUUAUGAUUUCCUGGCCCUGGCCCAGCAGGAACAGAGGGCCAUGCAGGUAGAAUCUCUAAAGAGAGAUCUUGUGUCUCAAAAAUCACAGAUUGAUCGUAAUGAAGAUAAGGACACGCAGUUAGAAGAGAGGAUAUACAGAACGGAUUCAGACUGCGUGCUUGCUGGUCGACCCCUCACAGAAUUUGAUCUUUAUGCAAGUACUGUAGUCAACAUGGAGAGUGUAGGAAUCAGACUUGAGGAUCACCUUGGGUUAUCCCCAUCUGCGUCAGAUGCUCUCCUGGAGCCGGACUGUGUCAAGGCCUUUGACAUGCCCUUCUCCAUGUUUGCCUACGAACACCUUCAGGGCAUCCGGUAUCGUGACAACCUAACCACAACCACCGAGGAAGACCUAACAACGGUGGGUGGGGAGAGCGAUGUGUCUGUGUGGGGUCAUAGGGUCGCAGUGGCUCUGGUUACAAAUUCCUCAUCCUGGGUUCUGCACAACCUCGCCACUCAGUACUGGAGAGUGAAGGCAGAACCCCUCAAAGCCACAGAGUGUGUGCGGAGGGCUCUCCACCUAACACCCAGGAAUUACCGCUAUAUACCAAUGGUUCACUUGGGCAACAUCUUGCACCGAGCAAGACGAUCAGACGAGGCUGUGUUAGUGCUCCAUGCAGCCAUAGACCACUACAGACAUUCCCCAGUUGCGCACAUAACUUUAGGCAAUGUUUAUGCUACAUUAGCAUUUUAUAAUGUUUCUGUAUUGUGCUUUGAAAAUGCGUUAUAUAUGUCUCCUGGUGACCAGAGCUUACGUCGUAGAAAACAUGCUGUUCUAUGUCAUUCAAAAUUAGAAGCUGCAUUGGAAAACCAACAUCAGUCUCUACAGAGAACUUUAGGUGAGCUGAGAGAUUACCAGAAGCGGCAUGAGGAGUGGUUAUCUCUCCAGCAGAAGCUUCUUCUUGAGCAAGCUACUCCAGAAAUGAAACUGGAGUCAAGACUGGAGUACGAAGAGCAGAAAAUCAGAGAGAGCACAGAUGGAAGAGGUCAAGACUGUUUUCAGUAUCAACAGGAUGGCCACACAUUCUUGAGUUGCAACAUGCGAAGAGAUCAGCUGGAGCAAAGAGGGUCUCCUUCUGAGCUCCUCUUAGAUCUGCAGAGUCUUCUCCAUACUGUGGAAUCAGAGGCACUAAGAUUAGGGCAGCAUGUGCUCAAGAGAAAGCCUUUGCUAAUGUCUCAGGUACCACAGAUCAUGCCACUGCAUCCAACGAAGACCUACAGGAAUGGUGGUACACCAGGGAUCUUGGAUGUGACACUUGGUGAAGGGUUCCCCACACCAGAGCAAUGCGAGCAGGCACCUCCUCUCCCUCAGUGGGAUGACUUUCCUUCAGUUUUCCUUCCUGCUGAAAACAAGGGAUUCUCAGUUGACAGAUUUCUUAGCGAUGACAUAGAUGUCAGCUUCAAUGAAGAACACCCAUUGCCAUGGCAUCCACCCAUAUGUGAGCGACUCAGUGAUGUUGUAGAAGGAAUUGAUGACAUUCCUGGUAUUAAAGAGCGGCACACGUUGACCACAAGAAACCCUGAUCCUCAUGCUGUCCCUUACCUCAUGAAGUAUGGUUACCAGGGAUCGGAGGCAGAAAUAGGGCAGCGGAUCAGCAGUGCUAUGAAGAAAGGUGUUGGCCCCCAGUGGCUUCUCUACAACUUAGCGGGACUAUACUGGCGGGUGCACGGAAACCUCUAUAAUGGCGUUGAGUGUUUGAGACGUGCUGUUGCAACAGCUCCUGAGGAGUGGCGUGAUGUGCCUCUAGUAAACACAGCAGCAUUGCUGUAUACUGCAGGACACAUUGAUGAUGCAUUAACUUUGACAUUACAAGCUGUUCAAGUUGAUGAUCAAGAGCCAGAGACAAACUUCCUGUUGGCUAACUUGUACUGUGGGAAGGGAAACCUAACAGGCGCAUGGCACCACUAUGAGCGCGUGUUGGCAGCCUCCCCUAAUCACCCUGCCGCUCUUCAAUAUCUGACUGCUCUCGCAUGCCACACCCGACCUCCUCACUCCGUCCGACCUUUGCCCACGUGCCAGAAUCAGGGAGGAGUUGAAGAAGGCGUUUGUACAACAGAUGGAGGUUGUCAGGCUGUUGUGGACAAUGGAUCUGGUGAUGACAAAAAUGAAUUGCUAGAGGAGAUCAACCUUGAUCUUGAAAUAGAGACAGAAGAGAAUGAAGAUGAGGAUAACUCCUCUUUAUCGAAGCCUUCAGUUCCAGCUGAAGACAAAAGCAAAGGAACAGGGGAUCCACAAGGACCUGAGUCAAAGAUAUCCAACAAGCAGAUUCAUGUCCGUGUGGGCCUGGGCUCAGACGACGCAACAUUGACAACAGCUGAAGCAGAAUCCAACCCCCCCUCAGAUACUCCUGCCAUUGAAGACGACCCGCUUCCCGACGUCCUCUUGCGGGUGCGGGAAAGGGUAGCCUCCCCUCCUCCCCCUCCGCAUGUUUGUGAUCGUGCCAAUAAACUGAGUGAUGUCAAGCAUUUCACCUCCACUUGGCUUUCUGUCUCGGCCAAGAACAUUGAUAUAUCUGAUUACCUCGUGCCCAGUCCACAAGUAGGCACACCCCUGGAGGAGCCUGUGUGCCGAGGAGAUCUCCCUGCCUCCAUGCACACCCUGGACCACUUAGCGGGUAUCAGACAUCGCCAUCUUCUGCCUCACUUUCCAGAAAUGGGUCUACGUGAAGCUCUGCAGACACUCACUGACCGGACACCUGUACCUGUGGAAUUGAUGGCAACCAGAAUUGCAAGAUCUUUACAAAAAAAUGAAACUUCAUGGGUAGUGGCAACAGCAGCAGCACUAUACUGGAGAGUCGUGGGUAGUGGAGAGAGAGCAGUGGAUUGCCUGCGCCACACACUCCAUCACGCGCCGCGACAUAUGAAAGACAUUCCAUUGAUAUCUUUAGCAAAUAUUCUUCAUAGGGCAGGACUCUACAACAACGCCCUUGUUGUAGCAAAUAUGGCAUUAGAGAUAUCACCGAAAUUUGUGGUCAUCCAUUUCACCAUGGCAAAUAUUUAUGCUGCUAAGGGUGAUCUUGAGAAAGCGACAGCAUUUUACCAGUCUACUCUAGCCCUCCAAUCAUCCUUUGAGCCAGCCAGGGAUCGCCUAAGAGCAAUCCAGUGUGCUUCAGUAGGCGAGGAAUUGAUAACCAAAAAUUGAAAUAGGCACGGUGUUUCGGUUAAAUACAGAGUGCAAAGGUACGGAAAAUAGCCCCAAGAUUAUGCUGAUUCAAUCUUGCUCACGAAGAACAAAAAAUUGAAAUUCAUGAAGAUAAUGAUUUGACUUUAUUUUAAAAAUUUCCCAAUGCUUUUAUUUUCUUCUUUGCUCUUCUCUUCUUAUGCAGAUUAACAAAGACAGAAACUGUCUCAUUCUUGCAUAGCUUUGAUCCUUUUUUUUUACUUUGGUUGUAAUAGAUUUUCACAUCAUUCCAUAUAGAGAGGAUAGUGAAUGUUCAGGUAGAAGGGCCAUUGAAAACAUUUUAAAAGGAAGUAAAUAUUGGUUUUAUUAUAAUGCAGUGUAGUAAUUUCCAUUGGAUAAUGUGGUGCAAUAAUCACAUUUUGGUUAGAGAAACUUCUUCUAAGGUAAAUCUGAUACUAGCAUGUGUACUUGCUGGUGGAUAUGUGCAUGUGCACUUUAAAAAUUGUUUUUAUUUUCAUUUCUCUUUUACAGUUUUAUCCUAGUAUGUACAUAUAAUAUGUACCCAAAAAUAUUAGUAUUGAUUUUUAUGUUGUAGACAUCAGUGGCCUUUUUCUUACUGAGAACUUUCUUUAUGCAUCUCAAACACAAAAGUGACUAAUAAUUCCUGAGAUGUUCCUUCUCCUGAGACACAUCCAGUGAUGUAAUUACGGUGUAUAGAAGUUACCCUUCUUUUAACGACCUGGUUUCUGGUAUAAGCAUCUGUGAUGAAAAUCUGUGUAAAAAUCUGCAUCGGAAUGAUGCAGUGUAUGUUUUUUUAUGGAUUUUUUUGUUUGUUUGUUUGUCUGUCUAAAGAUGUAUAUAAUGAAAAUGGCAUAGCUUCAUGGCAUUGGUAAUUUUGAAAUACUAGGGUUCAUCAGUUAAGUUUCCUAGUUAUAUUUUUUACUAACUUUCUUUUUCUUGCAGAUAAAUAUUUCUGAUUAUUGAUAAGAUUGGUAUGAAAUACCUACAAAUUGUAUUAUUUUCUUAUCACAGAAUUGUUAUCAUUAUGGUUUGGUAACGUGUUGCAUAUUUUGUUAUGUAUAUAUAUUUAUGUACAAUCUUUUUUUGUUUUUUUGUUUCUUCAUCAAAAUAUGCAGCAGUUACUCAUAAGAAAUUACAAGGAAAUUGGGUUCCUACCUAUAUGUAGGAAGAAUAGUACUUCUAAAGCUGGCACUAUUCCUUAACUUCUAUCUGAAAAAUUACGGUGAUGAUGGUAAGUGAAUGUCAAAUACUUCCUAGUCAAGAUACGUUUCUAAUUCCUUACAAUUUAGAAACAAAUGCUGUAAAAGCAAAUAGAGAUUUAAAUUGUUAUUUUAUAUUUUGUAUUCCAUAUCAUUAUAAUUUAUUUACAUAGUAAUUUGAUGUUCCUCUUUCCUUGCUGAAUGUGCCAUAAGCAUAAUAAAUGAAAAGGUUUUGUAUGGACUGUGAAAAUGAAGUAGUAACAAAGGGUGUAGAUCACAUCUUAUUUUGCUCAGAGUUACAAUAUUUUGUAUAAUGCGCAUGCCAUGGGAAGCCAUGAAUGUGUUUCAUCUCAUUUCCUUCCUUUUUUUCACGUAAGGUUAAUAAUAUCCAUAAUUGCCAGAACAAUCUAGUCAGAGCUUUGCCAUAAUUUCCUUUGAAGUCACAACGUUAUAGUUGUAAAUUGAUGCAUUUCUACUUAAUAGAUUAAUUGGAAUAUGUCAGUGUUCGUUAGAUGUGUUGAUGACGCACACAAUAAUGGCUUCGUAAAGAAGAGUUGCCGAGGGUUGUUAGGCUGUUCUGGUGUCUUUGGGUCUUGCAACAUUGAGAACAUUGAACAACUCCAGCACCUUUUAAGUGUAACCUGUUUUCACAUUUUUCACAUUGUCAGAUUUGAGUUUGGACAGAAUCUAUGUUUAGUGUUAGAGAUUACUUAUACAUUGUUUAAGCUUUCAAGCCAACUAUUUGUAAGGCUUAUCAGUCUGCAAUGUAGAAAAGAAUUACCUAAAAAAAUUUUGGAUGAGUCAUUUGCUAAGAAAAAUUCUGUACCAAAAGAUGUUACUCAUUUUUGAAAAUUGAAUUGAAAUGUGCAUUAAAAAAAUAUGGUUAUCACAUAUUAUUCAAGUUAACAAGAGAAAUAUAGAUUGUGUUGCUUUUUUAUAUUCUAGGAAAGCUAUAUUGGAAAGAGGAAUAAGCAUCGUGUAAAUCAGUAUUUUGUUUAGUAUUACAAGAUGUAGCUGGGAAUAUAACUUGUCCUAGCUCUCUCAUUUGUUACAGAAUACACAAAGAAAAAAUAGCUUCUGUUUAAAGUCUGCUUAUGAGAAGAAGAACCUCAAAGUUAACAUGUUUAAAAAGUGUGUUUUUUUUUUAUUGUUUCUUCAGCAGGUAGAGGAAAGUUCUGUAGAUUUGUUUUGUCCAUUUACUUCAGUAGUUUGGCUGUUAGCUUGACAAUUCAGUCAGAGAUUAAAAAGAUUCAGUAUUAUAGGUAUUAAGAAUGCAUCCCAUUGUGUAUUUUUUUUUUUUUUUUUCGAAGAGAACUGUUGCUGGAAAAACUGAGCUAAGCACCCUCUGGAACUCUUACUUUGCCUCAUAAAUUGUAAAAAAUAAAUAAAUAAAUAAAAACAAAAAAAAGAUUGCAGUAACAUGACAUACAUUCCAUUUUUUUUGUGUUUGCCAUUGCAGGACAGGAGAGUCAUGUCCUUUGUCAUAAGUUAUAUAUUUUGUAUAUUUUAGCCUCUUAGAUUACCGUGAAAAUUUGGCUGUGUAUUAAGUGGAAACUAAAUGAACAUUUAUGACAAUAGGCAAUACAACAGAUAUUCUGCCAAAUCCCCGAGAAAGCAAGAAAGUUUAUUGAAAUCAUAUGAAACAAAAAUUGAUGGACUUAAUUGAUUGUAUCCUGUUUCAUUGUCCUCCCAACAAUACUCAGAUGAUAAAAUAAAUGUGAAAUUUCA